This is a messenger RNA of Oncorhynchus keta (chum salmon), 1203 nucleotides long. RefSeq lists its product as uncharacterized. The record is from RefSeq and is a predicted model, not a curated record. Lineage: Eukaryota; Metazoa; Chordata; Actinopteri; Salmoniformes; Salmonidae. The coding region runs from base 308 to 1024 and encodes 238 amino acids. The transcript is spliced from 6 exons.
GGUAGCUAACGUACCUAGCUAUACUAAUUGUGUCGUUCACGUUCUCGAUAUGACCUCACAACAAGACUGAGACACAGCCAAUGAAUGCAUUUCAAUAAGGAACAUUUGUCUUCUAAUUUGCAAGCAGACAUCACCUGGGAGCUGACUAUAAAGCUUGCUAGCUAACGUUAACUUGCUAAAGUACUUAACGUUAGUUGCAACAUAGCAGUCGGAUGACAUGAUGCUAAUUAUUUUACUUGCAGGUUCAGAAUAUUUGUUAACGAGAAAGGUCUGAGGUGGUUUUGGCCCAUUAACCCUUUAUAAAGCAAUGAGUGGAGCACUAUUCACCUGUGAAGACCCAGCUGUCUGGAGAAAGUUAUAUGGGAAAUACUGGGAGGUAGUGGAGGCCAAGUCCCUUGGGAAGGGCAAGAAGUCUGGAAAACUGCUUCCCUUGGAUAAAUGGUAUCAAGAGGAGCUGCCUGUAGCCAUCGCUGGGCGUGCUUAUAAAUACGUCACCCAACCAGAGCUGGUGAAACUGAUGGAGUGGAAGCUCACUAGGGGGAAGUUCCGUCCGCGGCUGCAGCAGCUCGUGGCCUCGAACAGUGAUGAGAUGGUGGAGAAGUGCUCUAGAAAGGCCUUCAGUCUCCUCCCUGACGUCCAGGCAGCCAUCACAGAACUCAGCUCUCUCAAAGCCCUGGGCCCAGCCACCGCCUCAGCUGUAUUGGCAGCAGGAGCUCCCGAGCAGGCUGCAUUCAUGGCCGACGAGGCCGUUGGAAGUAUCCCUGGACUGGGGCCCAUCCAGUACACACCCAGGCACUAUGCUCUCUACCUGAACAAGAUGGCUACACACACACAAACACUUAACAAAGUGGACAGCGAGCAGGACUGGACCCCCCAUAGGGUGGAGCUGUGUUUGUGGGCAUGGGCGGUAGCCAAUCAGCUGCAGCUCCCCCUGCUGAAGGAUGUGAAUCUAGAGAACAGCCUUCCCAAUAAGUCAGACCCGGAGACCAAUGACAGGCCAGCUAAGAGACAGAGGACCAAGUAAACCUUUUUUCUUCAGAAAACUACCUUGUAAAGCCUUUAAUUUAACAAUAGAGAAUAUGACUGGGAUGAAAGAAUGUCAGGCUACCUCAACAUUAUUGCAGUAGUGUUUUGUCUUUACGGUAUGUCUAGUUUUACAGUGUAACGUGCAAAUAAACUUCAAAAUUAAAUCUUUAAACAGUA